CGAUUCUCUUUGGCUCUGGCAGCCUUGUUUUUCUUCUUAUAUAUACGCUUAACACUAUUUGUCGGUUUCUCUUUAUCGAUUCCUCGAUUCCUCAACGAAUAUUCGCUUGACGCUGAGACUAUUCGGGAACACAUCAGCUGGCAACACCUUCCUUCCACUUAAAAAACAUCGAAUUGUCCACCGCCCGUCCUAAUUACCAGCGAAGAUGCGUUCCACUAUCCUGCUCACCAUAUUGGCCCUCACUCUCUCUAUCUCUGCUACUCCUUACGCCCAGCGACCAGCUCGUAGUCCUAUCAGACGUCCCUGGCCAUUCCCUCCACGCCAGACUAAUGUCAGCACCGGUGGAUCAUGCGACUUGAGCACCACUGCGCAGCCUGCCAACACUCUUCCCGCUGUCUCUUCGGGUCUGCAACUCGCUCUUAUCGCUGCAGGCACCGGCACACAAAACUACACGUGCGCCAAUAGCUCAUCGGCUACAGUGCCUGUCGCGAUUGGCGCAGUUGCAUCUCUCACCAACGCUUCAUGUGCUGUCGCCAGUGGGAAUUUGGGCAGUAUCAACGAAGACGCAGCUGCGAUUGGCAUGCACUUCUUCGUCGAUAGCACCACUCCGGACUUCGACGUCAUCGGCCUGGGAAACACGGAGCUCAAGAAGAAUGCUGCUAUGACAGCACCGGCCGAGGCAGAUGGUACCGUCGACGUACCAUGGCUGAAGCUUGUGGCUCAGACAGCAGGGACUACCGGUGCGGUCAAGGAAGUCUACCGGCUCGUUACCAAGGGUGGCACGGCGCCUGCGACGUGUGAGGGACAAGACCCAGCCGCGGUGGUUCAAGUGGCUUACCAAGCUCAGUACUGGUUCUAUGUCUCUACGGAGGAGGUCGCAGCUAGACACAAGAGAGCUGCCAUCAAAGCCAGGGGAAACUAAGUGACGAUGAGAGACUAUUGAGGGAAGCAUUAAGGUCGAAAUGCUACGUUCAUCGAAAAUGUUUAAAGAGGUUGAUGUCUGUCGGAAGUGGUUGUUCCUUGUAUAAUCAGUACUCAGUCGUAUGUUUCGUUUUGCAAAUCGGUUCGAG
This is a messenger RNA of Mytilinidion resinicola, 1070 nucleotides long. RefSeq lists its product as uncharacterized. Bases 206 to 922 code for a protein of 238 amino acids. The record is from RefSeq and is a predicted model, not a curated record. NCBI's taxonomy places the organism in Eukaryota, Fungi, Ascomycota, Dothideomycetes, Mytilinidiales, Mytilinidiaceae. The transcript has a single exon.